AUUGAAAUACCUAAGCCAUUUAAUCUUCGUGUGACGAUUUCAUACAUGUUAGGUUAAUACCUAAAAGCACCUACCUCCCAUGGUAUUAGGUAUGUGCAGAUACUUUAUCUUAUCUCUCAUCUUCUCCGUAGAAUGUUGCUAGGUACUUAUCUCAUGUCGCCUGCACAACAUACAUUAGGUCCAUUCAUUACCUAGCUUUGAUUAGUUGCCCUGCUGUGACACUUCUACUGAUCAACAUGAAUUAAAUUUUCUUAUCUGAGUACAUCAAGUCUUCAGGCUCUCCCGAGGUCCUCAGUCAUGGCUGGAGCUGCAACUCUUCCCGUUGUCGACAUCUCAUCAGCCGAAGGCGUGGACCAAGCUCAAAUUGCCAAAGAGUUGGUAGAUGCCGCCAUCGACUACGGCUUUGUCUAUAUCAAGUGUCAAGAUAUUUCGGAGGAGCAAAUAGACAACGCUUUCAAAGUGUCGCGCAUCUUAUUCGAUUCGCCCGUCGAGGACAAGCAGAGAUGUAAGAUCGAGAAAAAUAAUCAGGGGUGGACUGGUAUGCAUACCGAGACUUUGGACCCCAAGACUCAAAGAGUAGGAGACUUCAAAGAAGCCUUCAACUUCGGUCCCUUUGUCAAUAGCAAGGCUACACAGCCCAUCCCCCAGACUGUCGAGCCUCAUCAAGCAGAGCUCGCCGCCUUCCGGGAUGCAUGCCACCAACUCUGCCGAAAGCUACUCCUACUCUUUGGCAUCGGACUGGGAGUGAAUCCGCCAGAUUUCUUCUCUGCUGCGCAUAAUCCCACUCUUCCGUCAGGCUCCAUCCUGCGGUUGUUGUACUACCCGCCACCUAGCAGAACACCUGAAGCGCACCCUGACGAUGUGCGCGCGGGUGCGCACUCGGAUUAUGGGUCCAUCACGCUUCUGUUCAGGUUACGCGGCCAAGCUGGCCUCGAGAUUCUCGAACCCCGCACAGAGCGUUGGGCGCCUGUCCCCGUCGAUCCGCCUAGCACCAGCGGAGACGCGAAUACCACCGCACCGCCGCCUAUUCUCGUCAACAUCGGCGACUUGCUCUCAUACUGGACAAACGGGCUGCUCCGCAGUACAGUCCACCGCGUCGCCUUCCCCUCGGCGCUAGAGGCCCUCGCGGCCGGCGAGUCCACCGCCGACCCGCGGUACUCCAUCGCCUACUUCUGCCAUCCGGCCAAUGACACGCCACUGGCCUCCGUUCCCAGCGAGCGUGUCAAGGCGGCAGGCCAAAACGAGAGCGAAACCGCUCGUAGCCAGGGCUUAGGUGAUGAUAAGAAGGUGCUGACGGCGGACGAGCACCUCCAGAUGCGCCUGCAAGCGACGUACCUACAGCUGUACGGGAAGGACGGAGGAAAGGAGGUAAGGAAGUAAGUGAAUCACAGACGGGAGGUGGUCUUGCGAAUUUGUUGGAUAUAUAGCUAGCAUCCAUCUGUAACGGAAGAUUUAGGAUCAGAUGUUUAGUAUUGCUGUGGAGAGGAAUCUGGAUUGUAGAAUCGUCAUAUUCAUCUUGGAUUCUCAAAUAUACCUCCACAUGGUAAUAUAUAUAUAUAAAUAAGUGAGUUAAAGCUGGAUUAGCGUUUCAGUCAGCUUGUUGAGCUGGCGCCGGGAAUGUAAAGGAUAUAGAACACCUACCUAAGAUAACCUACGCACAUUUACUGCUCCCCACUAGA
Daldinia caldariorum is the source of this 1679-nucleotide messenger RNA. RefSeq names its product Clavaminate synthase-like protein. Lineage: Eukaryota; Fungi; Ascomycota; Sordariomycetes; Xylariales; Hypoxylaceae. The coding region runs from base 298 to 1380 and encodes 360 amino acids. The transcript has 6 exons. The record is from RefSeq and is a predicted model, not a curated record. Gene Ontology annotation, molecular function: dioxygenase activity.